UUGUCAUUCUUUGAACGAUUGUAAAGACGUGUCUUUUCUCCUUAAAAUUUCUAUAUUUUACGUGUAAAAGUUAAAAUAAUAUAAAGUUUAAUAAAUUCUAGUGUCCCAAGUGAAGUAAUAUAAAAAGAAUUUUUUUAUGAAAUGCGGUAAAAUUGUGCAAAAAAGUGGAAAUACCUGUUUAUCAACCGCAAUCCACCACCACGCACCAAAUUUCCAAAUCUGAACCAAACAUGUCUCCCUGAUGGCUAAAUGGUUGAUCCUGUGUUCCCUCUGGGCUGCUCGCCUGGUCCUGCAGCCUACACCACCCGUGGUGACCUCUAGUGGCCUGCUGCGGGGAUAUGUGGCCCCAGAUGGGUCACACCUGCGGUACAAUGGUGUACCGUAUGCGAAUGCUGAGAGGUUCCAGGUAUCUCGCCCAGUACCAAAAUGGGAAGGUGUUAUCAACGCAGUGAACGAACACAUAAGAUGCGCACAAAGAUUCUCACAAACAUGGAUUAACGGGAGAGAAAACUGCCUUACAUUAAAUGUAUACACGCCCUUACAAGCGGGGGAUAAGCCUUACCCUGUUAUGGUGUUUAUCCAUGGAGGAGGGUUCAGAGACGGUUCUAGUUCCCCCCUUCUUUACGGCCCUGAAUAUUUAACAAGGCAUGGAGUAAUUCUUGUAACCAUCAAUUAUAGACUGGAAAUAUUAGGCUUCCUGUGCUUGGGAAUUAAAGAAGCACCAGGGAAUAUGGGUUUAAAGGACCAGGUGGAAGCACUUCGAUGGGUGAAGAUAAAUAUUAGGGCAUUUGGUGGAGAUCCCGAUAACGUCACUUUGUUCGGCGAAAGCGCUGGGUCAGCGUCUGUAUCAUACCACAUUUUUUCACGAAUGUCUCGUGGAUUAUUCCAUAAAGCUAUUAUGCAAAGUGGUUCAGCAAUAGGGCCCUGGGCUUUACAGUUUGAACCGAUACAAACCGCUCGUAAACUUGCCAAGCAAAUGAGAAUGGAAUCAAAUAACGUUUAUGAUAUUCUAGAACUAUUUAGAAAUAAACCCGUGAAAGAACUUUUGGAAACACGUGUUCCCAGAGCAAUUGGAGAUACUGUUCUAUCAGAAAACAUAUUUGUGCCUUGCAUUGAAGAUGAUAUACCUGAUUCGGAAGAAUUCAUACGAGAUAGCCCGUAUAACUUGAUCACAAGUGGCCAAUUUAAUAAAAUACCAAUAAUCAUGGGCUACAAUAGCGCAGAGGGUUUAAUGUUCGCUGGAAAGGAAAAUGAAACAACCAGAAACAACUUUAAUUUCAUCGGAUCAAUGCCACGAGAUUUGAAAUUCCCGUCUGAAUAUGAUAAAAAUGCAACUUCAGAAAAGUUGAAAGAAAUAUACUUCAAGGAUUUAGAUAAAAAUCGGAUAGCCUUGGAUACAUUGGCUAAAUACGAAGGAGAUUUAGGCAUAGUUUACCCUGUUAUAGUGACAGCUGAUCUUUUUUUAAGAAAAAUGGAGAAACCAGUAUUUAUUUACAAAUUUUGUCGGGAUGGCUGGAUGAAUUUAUUAAAGUUUCUAUUUAAGGUUACAGAAUACCCCGGUGCGACACACGCUGAUGAGUUAUUUUAUAUAUUUAAGACUGAAAUAACCUUGCCAAUGUCAUUUUUUGAAAAGGAUAUGACUAAGAAGAUGACUACAAUGUGGACGAACUUUGCCAAAUUUAACAAUCCAACACCAAAAACAACAAAACAACUUCCCAUAACAUGGCAACCCAGCAGUAAAAUAGAUCCAAAAGUAUUGGUCAUAGAUACAAAAUUUUCCACAGAACCUUUGUGGAAUGAUGAUGCAAUCAUAUUUUUGAAUCAAACGUAUACAAAAUAUAGACGGAAAUCAUAAUUUAAAAAUUUGAAUUUAUAAUUAUACCUAUUCUUAUUGACCGCCUCCUUGGUACAGUAGUUGACGCGUGAGCGUAGCACCGAGGGGUCC
Messenger RNA from Colias croceus (clouded yellow), 1945 nucleotides. RefSeq names its product acetylcholinesterase-like. The coding region runs from base 242 to 1855 and encodes 537 amino acids. The transcript is spliced from 4 exons. NCBI's taxonomy places the organism in Eukaryota, Metazoa, Arthropoda, Insecta, Lepidoptera, Pieridae. The record is from RefSeq and is a predicted model, not a curated record.